UUUACCUAACUUAACAAAGGGUCUGGAGUUGGAGCAGCCAACCAGAUAGCGUCGGUGAACAAAGAUAUGGGAUCCCUAAGCCCACAGAAAACUAAUGAGGGAGAGCAAAUUGAAAAGGGAAUAAUUGAAUAGUCAGCCUGCAAGUGGUGAAUGCAUGUGAAUGAGAAUUAUGAGAUGAACAAGAGCGUCCGGUUCUCACCUCUCUAUCCCUUGUGAGAGAGACAGUCCAUGAAGGAAGGUCCACACAAGAAAAGCCGACAGAAGCAGCCUAUAAAGGAGGAGAUAUCGAUGACGGGAUUGGCAUGAACAAGCACAUUGAUAAGAGAGAACAAGAGAGAACAAUGGAGAAUCAUUGGAAGGUUAAAGGGACGGCCAGAGUGUCCAAGCUUAAAGACUUGUUUGGCAAGUCUCUGAGGAUUGAGCUGGUGCCUUCAAACGCAGACAAGACCACCAUCAAAGGGGAAGCGCGAAGGACAGGGAAGACGGAGAAGGAGAUAUCGUUGUACGACGCGUCGUUUGAGGUGCCCAGAGAUUUUGGGGAGGUGGGGGCGGUUCUGGUGCGGAAUGACCACAGCAAGGAGAUGUUCCUCCACGACAUUCUUCUCGACGGCUUCCCUCAGGGCCCUCUGCGUUUCACCUGCGAUUCAUGGAUCCAGCCUUCUCUCCUCAGAGUCUUCUUCUCCAAUCAUAAGUCAUAUUUGCCAUCGGAGACACCAAGUGGCCUGAAAAGGCUGAGAGAGGAGGAGCUGGCGGAGGUGAGAGGCAAUGGCGACGGAGAAAGAAAGAGUUCCGAUAGAAUAUACGACUAUGACGUCUAUAACGACCUUGGCGACCCUGAUUCCAACGUCGACCUCACCAGACCCGUUCUUGGUGGUUCCCGGCAUCCCUACCCUAGACGCUGUCGCACUGGUCGCAAACCUUCUUCUGCAGACCCAUCUUCAGAGAAGAGGAGUUUAAGUGUGUACGUUCCUCGCGACGAAGCAUUCUCAGAGACCAAACAGACUCAAUUCACCGCAACCACAGUAUCCGCAGGGGUGAGUGCACUGAUACAAUCCUUAGAUGCGGCGGCGGUAGACCAAAACCUUGGAUUUCUGACAUUCUCAGAAAUAGAUAUGCUUUUCAAAGAUGGAUUUGAGGUGCCAACUCUUAAGAACAGUGGCAAUGGACUCCUUCAGACGUUCAUUCCCAAGCUCAUUCAAGUUGUUUCAGGUAGCCAACAAGUCUUGCGCUUCGAGGCCCCUGAUACUAUUGACAGGGAUGAAUUCUUUUGGUUUUCUGAUGAGGAAUUUGCCAGAGAGACUCUGGCAGGUGUUAACCCUUGUAGCAUAAAACUGGUUAAGGAAUGGCCACUGAUAAGUAAGUUAAACCCCACUAUUUAUGGUCCCCCUGAAUCAGCGAUCACCAGAGAUGUAAUUGAGCAACAGAUAAGUGGCUACACCACGGUUGAAAAGGCCAUUGAAGAGAAGAAGUUGUUCAUCAUAGAUUACCAUGAUUUACUGCUUCCAUAUGUGAGCAAAGUGAGGCAACUCGAGGGAAGAACAUUGUAUGGAUCAAGGACAGUGUUCUUCUUGACCGCACAAGGCACACUGAAGCCACUGGCUAUUGAGCUAACUAGACCACCAAUGGAUGGGAAGCCACAAUGGAGGCAAGUCUUCACGCCUUCCAGUGGUUCCACCAAUCUUUGGCUUUGGAGACUUGCCAAAGCUCAUGUGCUUGCCCAUGAUUCUGGUGUCCAUGAACUUGUCAGCCAUUGGCUAAGAAGUCACUGUGCUGUAGAACCAUUUGUGAUUGCAACAAACAGACAGCUCAGUGCGAUGCAUCCUAUUUACAGAUUGCUGCACCCUCAUUUGAGAUAUACAAUGGAGAUCAAUGCUCUUGCUCGUCAAGCACUCAUUAGUGCUAAUGGCAUCAUUGAGAUCUCUUUCUCAACUGGAAAAUAUUCUAUGGAGUUCAGCUCUGAAGUGUAUGACCAGCUUUGGAGGUUUGAUUUGCAGGCACUUCCCAAUGAUCUUAUUGACAGAGGAAUGGCAGAAAAAGAUCCUAAUGCACCCCAUGGCCUGAAGCUAACAAUAGAAGACUACCCUUUUGCCAACGACGGCCUUCUCAUAUGGGAUGCCCUCAAGCAGUGGUUCACGGACUAUGUCACUCACUACUAUCCAAACCCAAGCCUCAUAGAGUCAGACGAGGAGCUCCAAGCAUGGUGGACUGAGAUCAGAAUGGUGGGCCAUGGAGACAAGAAGAAUGAGCCAUGGUGGCCAAAUCUCCAAACCCCGCAGGACCUAAUUCAGAUCCUCACCACCAUAGCCUGGCUAGCCUCAGCUCAUCAUGCUUCUGUGAACUUUGCUCAAUAUGCUUAUGGGGGCUACUUCCCUAACAGACCCUCCAUUGCCAGAAACAAGAUGCCUACAGAGGACACUUCAAAGGAAGAGUGGGAGAGAUUUGUGAACAAGCCUGGGCAAGCCCUUUUGGAGAAUUUCCCUUCACAGAUUCAAGCCACUAUAGUGAUGGCAGUUCUGUAUCUACUAUCUGAUCAUUCCCCAGAUGAAGAGUAUAUAGGGCAGAAGAUAGAGCCUUCAUGGGCUGAGGAUCCAACCAUAAUGGCAGCCUUUGGGAGGUUUAAUGGGAGGCUGAAGGAGAUUGAGGAGAUUAUAGACGAAAGAAAUGGUAAUGAGAAGUUGAAGAAUAGGAAUGGAGCUGGGAUUGUGCCUUAUGAGCUAAUGAAGCCGUUUUCUGGUCCUGGAGUCACUGGAAAAGGAAUUCCAAAUAGCAUAUCAAUUUGAAUCAGUGGCAUGAUUUAAGCAAAAAAAAUAAUGUCGUGUAAUUUAAUUUGAUCCUUGGAUUGUUUAUGUCGAUCUGGCUUUUGUCCUGGAUAUUAGUGGCUGAAACGAAUGAACUCGUGAGAUGUUAGUAACCCGUGUCACUACUAUAUUUCGAGGGCUUAAAUUAUAUAGUUUAGUAAUUUAAGAACA
This is a messenger RNA of Prosopis cineraria, 2969 nucleotides long. RefSeq names its product linoleate 13S-lipoxygenase 2-1, chloroplastic-like. NCBI's taxonomy places the organism in Eukaryota, Viridiplantae, Streptophyta, Magnoliopsida, Fabales, Fabaceae. Bases 303 to 2780 code for a protein of 825 amino acids. Gene Ontology annotation, biological process: lipid oxidation. The transcript has 8 exons. The record is from RefSeq and is a predicted model, not a curated record. Gene Ontology annotation, molecular function: protein binding; oxidoreductase activity, acting on single donors with incorporation of molecular oxygen, incorporation of two atoms of oxygen; metal ion binding.